Messenger RNA from Fraxinus pennsylvanica, 816 nucleotides. The record is from the annotation of a GenBank genome assembly. NCBI's taxonomy places the organism in Eukaryota, Viridiplantae, Streptophyta, Magnoliopsida, Lamiales, Oleaceae.
AUGUCCAUCGCGCCGCCAGUCGAGGCCAAGCGCCGCCCUGUUGGAGGUACCGAGCUCAGCUGGUGCAAGGCGGUGCCUGGUGGCACUGGUAUAACUGUACUGGCCCUCCUCCUGUCGAAAACUCUGGAUAUCACACUUCUCCGAAAUGCCCUCCAUAAACUUCAAAUUUCCCAUCCGAUUCUCAAUUCCCAACUUCAUUUUAAUCCCACUUCUAAUUCUUUUUCUUACAUCACACCCCCAACUCCCCAACUCCAAAUCCAACCAUUCGAUCUCCAAUCGACAUCCAAGAUUCUUCAAACCCUUGACAAUGGCAAUGGCAAUCGCACUCCGACCUCCAUUUCACCCUUUCACCUUAUCCUUGAACACGAGCUGAACAAGAACGUGUGGCAGAAUAUUGACCCUUUAUUGGACAUCGAUCUUUUCUUUGCCAGCGUGUACACUUUGGAAAAUGACAAUUCGGUUGUGGCCCUCAGGUUGCAUACUUCAGCAUGUGAUAGGACAUCAGCGUUGACAUUGCUCCGGGAGCUGUUGGGGUUGAUUGACGGGGAGGGGUUGGAUUCAUCGGAAUUAGGAAAAGAAAUGCAGGUUAAUUUGGGAAUUGAGGAUUACAUUCCCAGUGGGAAGGCUAAUAAGCCCUUAUGGGCUCGUGGAGUCGACAUGUUGGGAUACUCUUUGAAUAGUUUAAGGUUUUCCAAUCUAAGUUUUAAGGACACGGAGUCGCCUAGGAUGUCACAAGUUGUGAGGCUGCAGUUGAAUUCAGAAGACACUGAUCGGAUUCUAUCUGUAAGUGAUGAAUUUUUAAGCGAAAUUUGCUAG